AUGUCUGAUUGUGAAGAAAUCGGAAAUGAACUGGUUGAUAGGCACCGAAAAGAGAAAAAGGAAAUGAGAGGUAAUUUUUGAAGACUUACACGAACUCGCUAAUUUUCUCAUUUUUUCAGCCAAAAUUUUGGCGAUGAAAAAAGCUGCCAAAAGUGGAAAUAAACAAAAACAGAAGGAAACGAAUGCUGAGGUAUCUAGAUAUUUCAAGUUUUCGAGCCACAAAAAUUAUAAUAUUUUUAGUGUGAAAAAAUCGAGAAAGAAAUGGAAGAUCGGCAUAAAAAGGAGAUCGCUGAACAAGAAGAAUUGAAGCCAGUCGAACAAGAACCAGUAGCUGAAAAUGAGAAUCCUCAGCAAAUCGAAAACGAGGAAAAUGAAGAGGAUGCUGGAUUCUACAAGGAAACGAAGAUCAGUGGGAAAGCUGCCAAAAAACAAGCAAAGAAAAAAGCGGCGGAUGAAAAAUGGAAAAAUGCAAUGAAAGAAGAUAAAGCGGCCAGCAAAACAUCGGAUAAAUAUUUUGAAAAUGAGAUUAUUACCAAAAUUUUGGCUGAUAAAUCGAUGCAAAUGUUCGAAAUUUUACCCGACGGUGAUUGUAUGUAUAAUUCGAUUGCACAUCAACUCACAAAAAUUGGAAAUGAGGUAAGAAUAAUUCUUGAAAAGUAAUUAAAGGAUUUUAUAUUAGAUCUCUUCACGAUCAGAAAUACUGUGUCAAAUUUUCUUAAAAAUCAUCCCAAUUUUUUUUUCGAUCAAAAAUUUGUAAAUCUGGAAGGUCUUCCAGUUUUACAAAUGUAUAAUUAUCGAGCCAAAUUUAAAGAUUUGAGGCUAAAAUUGAUUGAAAUUCGUAUGGUGAGCAUCUUACGAACAAUAUUCAAAGAAAUAACUAUUUUUCUGAUCAAUUUUUUUUUCGAUCAAAAAUUUGUAAAUCUGGAAGGUCUUCCAGUUUUACAAAUGCAUAAUUAUCGAGCCAAAUUUAAUGAUUUGAGGCUAAAAUUGAUUGCAAUUCGUAUGGUGAGCAUCUUACGAACAUCUCACAAACGAAGAUGUCUUAUCAAAGGAGACUGUCUCGCUUGGGGACUAACAGCCCCUAGUCAUUAACUAAAAUUCUUGCUCAUAUUUAAAUUUAAAAAUAAGUAUUUUUCCAGACAAAUGGCAAAAAAUUGAGACAAUUAUGCGCUGAAUAUAUGAAAAAUAAUAAAGAUGAUUUCCUUCCUUUUAUUGCUGAUGAGAAUUUUGGAGGUGAAGAAUCGGAUUGGUUGAAAUAUUUGGAUGGUGUUCGAAAUUCGGCUGAUUCUGGAGGUGUUUGGGGAGGAGAUUUGGAAUUGAAUGCUUUAUCGAGAUGUUUGAAACGAGUUAUUCAAGUUUACAAAACGGAUGGAGAAAGAAAAUAUGGAGAAGAAUUCGACGGUGAAAAUCAUAUACCAAUUAGGAUAGUUUAUUUGAGAAGAGCUUUUCAACUUGGAGAACAUUAUAAUUCGACUGUUUGAUCUUUUAUUGAAUUUCUUAUUGCUCAUAAAUUAUGUUUAACUGAUUGUGAAGAGAGAAAAAGCUUUGUGAUUUAUUUAGAGAUUUGGACACGACAUAUCAAGUUUUACAAAAUUCAAACGUAAAAAUAUAACAUUUUGAUUCAAGCUUUUUCAUGUAUUUUUUGAAUAGAAAUGGAUAUCCAUUUUUUUCCAUGUGGAAAAAUUUUAAUUUUUCCCUUUAAAAAAACGCAAAAAUACAUUCUCUCCUAAAUCCGCAAACACCUCCACACUAACACCAUGACGCAACCGUGCACACUGGCGACUUGCCAAGUGCAGCAAAUGCGCUCUGUUGCAAAGUUAUUUCAAUUUUAUUUGUUUUCUUUGGGAACCCGGAAAUCGAAAUUUUGGGGACCCGGAUUGAGUUUUUCUAACCUAAACAGUUAUUCCUUAGCUAAGGAACCGCAUGCAUUUGAAGUAGAUUCGUUUCAUCUAGGAUUUUAGCUCGGAAACCCUUAACAUUUCUCUCCAUUAAAGUAAAUUCAUCAAAUUCAAAGGGGCACGCUUAGUAACACUUUCUGCGCAGGGCCCACUAGUUCUAACAAAAAUCCCCACCCAUUCCCCCAAAAACCCCGAAAAACCGUGAAAUUUGGGUGGCCGAAAAUAAAAGGAAAAAAAUGUGUGUGCAAACACUGCGACGUCAGAAUGCACAAAACAUUUCACCUGACGCGCAGUUAUUUUCUUUUUUCGCACAUUUUUUUCACUUCUCAACACGAAAACCAUUGCAAAAAAUCGAGUGACCAGCUUUUUGUGUAUGUGAUAACAUAGAGGUCAAUAUGAUAAACAUUUUAUCUCUAUCUAAAAAGUAACUAUUUUCUGAUAAAGAUGAAAAAAUCACCCGUGAAUACAUAAAUAUCUAUUUGUCCUAUUUUUCAAUUUGAAAUAAUAAUAAAAAAUUUUAGGAUUCUCGUCUCAAUGAUUUCGAUGAUAUUGCACCAAUUGCUGAUAUAAUACAAAAUGGAACAUUGGAAGUUUCAAUGCAACAAGAUUCACAUGGAAUUUUGCCUUCAAAUUUCGAUGAUGUUGGAGGAUUCGGUUUCAUGAACAACAAGAAGAAUCAGGAAGAUUAUGCUGAUCCAUUUUCUGUUUCUUCAAAUUCCAGUCGAGGAAAACUGGAAUCUUAUGGAUUUGGAAGCGCUGCAAAACAAGCGAUUUAUAAUGAUAGUAAAUGGGUGAAAAGAUCGAAUCAAAUUCUGAAAAAGAUUUCGAAUGAAUUGGAGAAUAGUGAGAAAUUUGAAUUUUCGACAAUUGUUUCAUCGGUGAAAGAUAGAAAGCAAGCCGCAGAACAAUUUUAUUCGUUGUUAUCUUUGGCAAAAUCCCAAGCUAUUAGUGUGGAUUUUCAAAUAUUAUCGAAAAUCUCAUCGGUACCACGCGCUCGGUUUCGACUAAAUUUGUGCAUAGCGGCGCCAUCUGAAUUUAAAGUUGCAACACAAAAAUUAAAAAUUUUAUUAUAUAAGAGAUUCUGAAAAUGCCCACUCCAACUUUCCACAUGAUCGAACUAAAACUUCAUUUGAAUAUUAGAAAAAAUCGAAUAUUAGUAACAAAAUUUUUCGAACCGGCCUUUCGUAAUUUUAGCGAAAUAGAGAAUGAGACUCUCUUUGAGUGCCCGUUUCAAUCGAAAAGAAAGGUCACGUUUACUAUAAUCAAUAAUUUAGGUCGGUCAAGCUGA
This is a messenger RNA of Caenorhabditis angaria, 3186 nucleotides long. The record is from the annotation of a GenBank genome assembly. Lineage: Eukaryota; Metazoa; Nematoda; Chromadorea; Rhabditida; Rhabditidae.